UGGUUCCUGAGGGCUUUGAGCCCGCCCCAAUACUUUCACAAUCUCCUUGUACAGAUCAUGCACAUUUACAUACAGCCUUUCCUUCUACCUACAAGAGCAGCACCGCCAGAGGAGAAAGCAUGACUUCACCAGAAGAUUACCUUCGGCAGGACUGGAGGAUAGUCCAUGACAUUCCAAUGGUCUGCGCAUUUUCCUACCACUGGGAAAGGAUUGACAACUUCCAGAGCAGGCCAGAUGACAUCGUGAUAGCCACGUACCCCAAAUCUGGCACUACAUGGAUGAGUGAAAUUGUGGACAUGAUUCUGAACGACGGAGAUCCUGACAAAUGCAAGAGGGAUGCAAUUUUCAACAAAGUGCCCAUGUUGGAAUUUGCUGCCCCUGGAAAGAUGCCACCAGGUACAGAGAAACUGGCCGAGAAGGCAUCUCCUCGUUUAGUGAAAACCCACCUCCCAGUCCAGCUCCUUCCAAUGUCCUUCUGGGAAAAUGGCUGCAAGAUGAUCUAUGUUGCCCGAAAUGCCAAAGAUGUAGCUGUCUCCUUCUACCAUUUUGACCUGAUGAACAAGCUGCAUCCAGACCCCGGCACGUGGGAGCAAUACAUUGAGAAAUACAUGGCAGGCAGAGUUGCGUAUGGUUCCUGGUAUGACCAUGUGAAAAGCUGGUGGGAGAAGAGAAAGGACCAUCCCAUUUUAUACCUGUUCUAUGAGGACAUGAAAGAGGAUCCAAAGCGUGAAAUUCGCAAGGUGAUGCAUUUCCUGGGGAAGGAUCUGAAGGAAGAGGUUCUGGACAGGAUCGUCUAUCACACUUCAUUUGAAAUGAUGAAAGAGAAUCCCACCACAAAUUAUAAGAUGACCCCAAAUGAUGUUAUGGAUCAAAGCAUCUCCCCUUUCAUGCGUAAAGGGAUUGCUGGGGACUGGAAGAAUCACUUUACUGUGGCCCAGAAUGAGACAUUCAAUGAAGAUUACGAGAGGAAAAUGGCUGGGACCAACCUGCAGUUCCGAACAGAGAUCUGAAGGAGCCUGGCAUCUUAGUGCUGUAGUUCUAACACACGGUUCUCUGUCGUUUCUGUUGAGAAUAGCUUUUCUCCCGCCCCCCUUCCUUUCUUCAACUAGAAGUAGUACACUGAGAAGUGUCUGUGCCCUGGUGAUGGUCAGACACUUGAACCUGGAGUCCUGGGCCAUCUAGACCAUGGUGCAGUUACACUCCAGAGCAGAGGAAUUGUUCCAAGAGUCUGGGAUUCCAUAUAGGGGCUGAGUAGCAGGGAAGACUCCUUGUUCUAUGGUUAGCCCCACCACACACACACCUUCUUUUAUGUUAGACUUUGAAUACUGGCCAGGUUCAAGUGAGGCAAAGGACUCAGGCCCAGAUCCUCAAAGUUAUUUAGACACCUAGCUCCCAGUCCUUUGAAAUGAAAGGGAAUUAAGCACCUAACUACGGGUACGUCUACACUACGGGACUAUGCCGAAUUUGCAUAAACCGGUUUUGUAAAACAGAUUGUAUUAAAUCGAGUGUGCGCGGCCACACUAAACACAUUAAAUCGGUGGUGUGCGUCCA
Molecule: messenger RNA, 1551 nt
Organism: Mauremys reevesii (Reeves's turtle)
Lineage: Eukaryota; Metazoa; Chordata; Testudines; Geoemydidae
Product: sulfotransferase family cytosolic 1B member 1-like
Exons: 8
Coding region: 120-1010 (296 amino acids)
Biological process (GO): sulfation
Cellular component (GO): cytoplasm
Molecular function (GO): sulfotransferase activity
Source: RefSeq, a predicted model, not a curated record